Molecule: messenger RNA, 4393 nt
Organism: Pogona vitticeps (central bearded dragon)
Lineage: Eukaryota; Metazoa; Chordata; Lepidosauria; Squamata; Agamidae
Product: E3 SUMO-protein ligase ZBED1
Biological process (GO): regulation of transcription by RNA polymerase II
Cellular component (GO): nucleus
Molecular function (GO): protein dimerization activity; DNA binding
Source: RefSeq, a predicted model, not a curated record
GACUUGGGCUCCCCGAGAUGGACCAGCAGCAAGGCUGACAUCGGUGUCGCGCAGCGGGGCAGGCUCUCCAGUUUUCACAACACCAUGCAAGUAGCAGAGGAUGCCUGCACCCAUUCAGAGGACGAGUUGCUCUUCUGUGAAGACUGCGCCUUUAUUUCCGGGAAUCCUGCCCACAACAUGGAGCUCCUACCUUCAUCGCUGACUCCCCUGUACCAGAGAGGAUCCUCUCCCGGGCAUUGCUAUCUCUGCCUGACGGGCUGGUGGUCAAGGAGCGUCCCGAAGGAGGCCUUGGCGUCUGGAGCACUCUUCCAGCCCUGCCUCGUGGCUGCCUCUUUGGGCCCUUUGAAGGUGAAGUGGUCCGGGAACAUGGCAACUGCACCCGUUAUUCUUGGGCGGUGCGGGAGAAUGGCUCCUAUUUCUUUAUCGAUGCAUCAGACGAUUCCAAAGCCAACUGGAUGAGAUACGUGGCAUGUGCCUCUACUGAGGAUGAGCAAAACCUGACUGUCUUCCAGUAUCGAGGGCACAUCUAUUACCGGGUCUGCCAAACGAUAGCUGCCAAUACAGAGCUACUGGUGUGGAUAGGAGAAGAGUAUGCCUGUACCCUGGGACUGCGCUUGGGGGAGCAUUUUAAAUACGAAUUUGGCGAGAAGGAGCUGCUGAUGAAGCUUUUUCAAGACUUGCAUGUCAAGGCGCCGUCCUCGCCUCUCGCUCCUCACGCCCCUUCCUCCCGCACGCAGUACCUCUGUGGAGACUCCACCGCUUCAUCCCUCCCGCCCCUCCACAAGUCAGGGCUUCCUCCCCCAGGAGGAAGCACUUUCCCCCUCCUGGAAGGGAUGCAAAACCUGGUGGGCUUGGGAAGGGCUCAAAGCCGCUACUGGACUUUCUUUGGCUUCCAAGGGGAUGCUUACGGCCGCAUCCUGGACAAGAGCAAGAUUAUUUGCAAGCUGUGUGGGGUCCGGCUGAGCUACAGCGGCAACACCACUAACCUGCGGCAGCACCUCAUCUACAAGCACCGUGGGGAAUACAACCAGCUGGUGGGGACACCCACGGCCGUCCUCGACAAAGGGAUCACAUCGGGGGCGGGGGAGUUUGGCGCUACCCGCCCUCCGGCCCCCAGCAGGACCACGCGGGCUGUGGCUGACUUCAUCAUCCUGGACCUCAUGCCGGUAGAGGUGGUGGAAGGGGAAGGGUUUGGGCAGAUGCUGGGAGUCCUGGAUCCCAACUACAAGCCCCCAAAUGCUGCCUCCUUGGCCCACACAGUGCUGAAGGACAUGUACAACCAAGCAAAGAGGAAAAUCUUGGAACUGACUCAAGCUGUGGCCCAGUGCUCCCUCAGUUUGGACAUAUGGCGGCACAGCAACACCCUCACCUACCUCACACUCACCGCGCACUACGUGGACGAGUGCUUUGAAGCUCAGGCUCGUGUCCUCUCCAGCUGCCCAGUCCCUGAGGAGCCCAGUGCGGAAAGCCUGGUGGAGGCACUUACCGAGGCCAGCAAGGAAUGGGGGGUGCAGGACAGCACCUCCUAUGCCGUCGGGGGCCUCCGAGCCACCUUCCAGCAAGCCGCCGGGGUGCUUGGCUGGACGGCCUUGCCUUGCAUCGGGCACGCCUUGCAGGCAGCCAUGGAGGCCGUGCUCAGCCAGCCAGCGGCCCAGAGUGCCUUGGAACGGCUCCACCGCUUGGCGUCUUGGGUGCUGGCUGGGGCAGGCCGGGGUGAGAAACUGUGGAGCCAGGAGCCCCUCCUGCAAGCUCACCUGGGCUGCUUCCUGCAAGAUGGAGGCAAAUGGCACAGCAUCUAUGGACUCCUGCAGAGGCUGCUAGAGCACCGUGAGGCUCUGUCAGGGCUCAGGCCAGAUGGGGAGGUGACUCUGCGACCCCAGGACUGGGCCGCCCUUCAGGAUAUGGUCAAAGUCCUCAAGCCUAUGGCCAUUGCUACCUCAACGUUUACCAAAGAGCCCUUUUCCAGCCUGUCUUUAGUCAAACCUAUGCUCACAAGCCUACUUUACAAGCAUCUGGUGGCCAGUGAAAGGGACUCCACCUUGGCUCGUGAAGCCAAAGCAGCCGCCCAGAAGGAGCUGAGUCGACAGUUCUCUAGUUCAGAUGUCAACCAGGCCCUCAACCUGGCCUGUGCUCUGGACCCUCGCUUCCGAGGCCUGGAUUUCCUGAGCCAGUCCAACCGAGUAGAGACCUUACGCUUGCUUGGGGCGGAAGCUUCACGCCUGGCCGAGGCCCCAAUGGCGUUGACCUCCAGCCUGCCUAAUGUGGCUUCCUCCUCACCCCCUGCCAAACUACCAAAGCAAGACCCUGGCAUUGAAUUCCUCCUGGGGGACCUAUGCAGCCUGAGCGGUGCCUCAGGCAUCGGCUCAGUGCAUCAUCAGGCCGAGCAAGAGACAGCCAGCUUCCAAUCCAGCAAGGCCUCUGCCCUUAGCCAAGACCCUUUGCAAUGGUGGAAAACUCACCAUGCCCAGUACCCAUUACUGGCACGGGCAGCCCGCAAGCUACUGGGUGUGCCUGCCACCUCAGUGCCCGCUAGCUGGCUCUUCAGCAAUGCUGGGGAUGCCAUCCGCACAAAGCGCCAAGCCUUGACACCAGAACAUGUUGACAUGCUGGUCUUCCUCCAUGGCAACCGAGCGAUGCUGUAUUAGGUCAAUGGUUCAGUCUGUGGCCUGGAGAGGUUUAGGACUUCAGCUCCCAGAAGCCCUAGGCAGCAUGGCCAGUAGUGAAAAAAAUCUAGGAGUUGGAGUCUAAAAAACUAAGACCAAAGAUUAAGAAUUUUUGUAUGAAAGGAGUUGUUUGGAGGGGGUCUUGGCCUCUUGUCUGUCAGCAGAAUCCUAGCUCCUCCUCCUCAAAGUAUUGGAAGGAACAUUAUAGCCACGCUGUCCCCCUCUGGUCUCCCUCUAGUGGACUUCAGGGAAAUAACUGCUUCCCUUUUUUAUGACAUUUCUCCCAGAAUUCUUCAGCCACAGUGGUUACUGUAGCUGGGGCAUUCUGGGAAAUGUCCCCAAAAAUAACUUCCAAGUCCUGAAUUGCUUCCCAGAAGGAGAGUCAUGAUCUGUGUAUGACAUGGGGUUCGAAAAGAGAACAAACCAUUUGUGGGGAGAGUGUCCACAUGUCAUAAUAGCCUAAAAAAAUAAAGUACAGCGGUGACAAGUAACAGCCAUGUUAGAAAUGAGAGAUACUCCAUUUUCUGCUGCAGAGGAGACCAAGAUAAAUUGUGUGCAUGAAGAAUACAUAGAAGGGAUGGAAAACCUGAAUAAUAUUUGUGAAUGCUAGGAAAUAGAGGUGGAUAACCUAUACUGUACAUCUAAUAUAUGCUACAGUUCUCCUGUCAUUUAUAGGUUCAUUCAUGCCAAGUACAGGAAUGGACCCAUAAAAAAAGAGAGAGGGGACACUUGAGAACAGAAGUAGCCUAUGUGCAAGGCGGAGAAACAGCAGCAAAUUGGAAUAUUCCAUGUAUGGGGGAGGACAGGUGCAACUCUGAAUGAUGGAAAAGAAACUCUGUAGUACAACUACAGGCAGAAAACUGUAUAGUGUAUGCAUGUGCUGAAGGCAGCAUUAGCUCAACUUCAAGGGGGCAGAAGGGGGGGGAAUUGACCAGACCAAGCCAAGUGCUUUGCAUAGUAAUUUUCCUCUGUGUUACAGAGAGGUGGGGUUUGUGCUGUGGUUUGGUUCCUCCUCCUCCCCUCUUAAAAAUGAGCAGCCGUGCAAGUUAUCUGCAGUUCAAGAGGGAGGGUUUGAAUGGUUUCGAAUGGCAAGCAGCAGUUGAGGGAUGUACUGUAAGUGAAAGACACAUAGAUCAAACCUACGUUUCUUGCCUUCAAGAGCUGAUAUUUUUUUUCAAAAAAGGAAGCCACUGAGCCAUCCAGGUGCACUCUGUGAAUUCUGUACAUCUGUCUGUUUUUAUUCCUGCUCCCCCAAGUCCAAGUAACAGAUUAAGAACAAGAAAAACUGCUGAGAAUACAAACCCCCGACCUUCUCUGAAACCAGUGAUAUCCUCUGGCAGAUCUUCCUCUAUUCUGGAGCAGUAAACUGACCUUAAACCAAAGAAAGUUGUAAAUGUUUCCACUUCCAUCUAUUUCUCUGCCCUUUUCCUUUUUCUCCUUCACCCCCAUAUGCAUAUCCCUUGUCCUGCCAGCCCCCCCCCAUAUUUGCAUGUCUAGGAAACUGUUCAAGGUGUAAAAUAUGAAAGAGCAAAGCUGAGAAUGGGAAGAGAAAAAUUAUCAUUGCUACCAUCCCACCCACCCAUUUUUCAGAGGGAGGGGAGGGGGACGAAUGACAGCAGGGAAGGACCCUGCCUCUCCCCUCUCCACAUCGUAACAAGUUUUGUUUGAUUUUUUUUAUUUAAAGUCCAUAAUCCAUGUUUCAACAAGGAAAUAAAAGAUGCUUUAUUUUA